Molecule: messenger RNA, 1839 nt
Organism: Syngnathus typhle (broad-nosed pipefish)
Lineage: Eukaryota; Metazoa; Chordata; Actinopteri; Syngnathiformes; Syngnathidae
Gene: psmd3
Product: proteasome 26S subunit, non-ATPase 3
Exons: 12
Coding region: 161-1732 (523 amino acids)
Biological process (GO): regulation of protein catabolic process; ubiquitin-dependent protein catabolic process
Cellular component (GO): proteasome complex; proteasome regulatory particle, lid subcomplex
Molecular function (GO): protein binding; enzyme regulator activity
Source: RefSeq, a predicted model, not a curated record
CCCCUCCCACAAUCCUUUGCGCCGCUACAGCAGACUUGCCAGUCAUUCCGGCGUCCAACCAGCGAGCCAAGACAAAAGCAUAAACUUGUCCUUGUCUCUUUUGGUUUAUUUGUUUUAGUUUGUUUCGUUCUGCUUGUGACAUUUUCGAGUAGCAAAGGCGAUGAAGGAGACGGCGGGGGCCAAGCGGCGUGACCGAGCGGGAGGCCGAGAGCGAGACUCAAAGACCGACAAGCCCAAGGAGGCCGCCGCUACUUCUUCCGAGCCGCAGGACGUCGAGAUGCCCGAGGUGGAGGCAGCAGGCUCGGCCAAGCCGCCCAAGGAGCUGGACAGCCUAACGCUGGAAGACAUCAAGGAGCACGUAAAACAGAUCGAGAAAGCCGUGUCGGGCAAGGAGCCUCGCUUUGUGUUGAGAGCGUUGCGAGCCUUGCCGUCCACCAGCCGCCGCCUCAACACUCUGGUGCUGCACAAAACGGUCUGCGGCUUCUUCACCAACAAUGCCGCCACCAGAGACUUCUUGCUCGCUUUCCUGGACGAGCCCAUGGAUCUGGUGGAUGGGGACGUGCCGUUCCGGCCCAGGACGGGUAAGGCCGCCAGCAGUCCUCUGCUUCCUGAGGUAGAGGCCUACCUGCAGCUGCUUCUUGUAGUCCACCUGACCAACAACAAGAGGUUCAUCGAGGCUCAGAAGGUUUCUGACGACCUGCUGCAGAAGAUGGCCUCCAAGAACCGCCGGGCUCUGGACCUGGUGGCCGCCAAGUGUUACUACUACCACGCCCGCGUCUACGAGUUUCUCGACCAGCUGGAUGACAUCCGCAGCUUCCUGCACACGCGCCUACGGACAGCGACGCUGCGUCAUGACGCAGAUGGCCAAGCGGUUCUGCUCAAUCUCCUGCUGAGGAAUUACCUCAACUUCAACCUCUACGAUCAGGCCGAGAAGCUCGUGUCCAAGUCCGUAUUUCCAGAACUUGCCAACAACAACGAGUGGGCCCGAUACCUCUACUACACUGGUCGCAUUAAAGCCAUCCAGCUGGAGUAUACGGAGGCUCGCCGGACGUUAACCAACGCGCUCAGGAAAGCCCCGCAACACACCGCCGUCGGAUUCAAGCAGACGGUGCACAAGCUGCUGAUUGUGGUGGAGUUGCUGUUGGGAGAAAUUCCAGACAGGCUUCAAUUCAGGCAGCCGUCGCUCAAGAGGUCACUCAUGCCUUACUUCUUGCUCACUCAAGCGGUGAGAAUGGGCAACCUGUCCAAGUUCAACCAAGUCUUGGAGCAGUUUGGAGAGAAGUUCCAAGCUGACGGCACGUACACGCUCAUCAUCCGCCUCAGACACAACGUCAUCAAAACAGGCGUGCGUAUGAUCAGCCUGUCGUACUCUCGCAUCUCACUGGCCGACAUCGCCCUCAAGCUGCAACUAGACAGUCCCGAGGAUGCAGAGUUUAUUGUGGCCAAGGCCAUCCGGGACGGCGUGAUCGAGGCCAGCAUCAACCACGAGAAAGGCUUCGUCCAAUCCAAAGAGACCAUAGACAUCUACGGCACCCGUGAACCGCAGCUGGCCUUCCACCAGAGGAUCUCCUUCUGCCUUGACAUACACAACAUGUCGGUCAAGGCCAUGAGGUUUCCGCCAAAAGCUUACAACAAAGAUUUGGAGUCAGCCGAGGAGCGUCGCGAGCGUGAGCAACAAGAUCUGGAGUUCGCCAAAGAAAUGGCGGAAGAUGACGACGACAGCUUCCCCUGAGCACGCCGACUUCCUGCACACACACAGGAAGUUGUCCGAUGCUUAUGACCCACAAUGCCCCUUUCUUCUGCUUCUCUUCUCUCAAAUAAAGAUGGCCAUCUUGUAGA